Messenger RNA from Amoebophrya sp. A25, 1346 nucleotides. NCBI's taxonomy places the organism in Eukaryota, Dinophyceae, Syndiniales, Amoebophryaceae. The record is from the annotation of a GenBank genome assembly.
CUGGGUACACCACUACUACUACAACUACUACUAGAUUAUAUGAUUGGCAUAGACAUGUCGCAAAAAGUUACUGGAUAGGUCUAGUGUGACUUUUUUUUUUCAAGGGGACAAGGAUACAACUACUAGAAGCAACAUCAAUAUAGUUUUUCUUUUCAAGAGGACGAUAGGGAUCCACUAGGGGACAAUCCUGCAACCUCUAACUCAGGAAAGCGGUGAAGAUGGUGAUGCCACCUCUGUGAGGUGGAGGUGGAGGUAUAUGUUGAGGAUGAUCAUUACCUGUGAUGUCGAAGCGGGUGAGGUAGUGAAGAGUAGUUAGUGCUGAGCAUUACCUGUGAUGUCGAAGCGGGUGAGGUAGUGAAGAGUUGUAGUCAGUGCUAAAAAGAUUAUAUUUUUUCGUUCUAAGAAAGAGAAAGUAAGUAAGAUGGCUCAUCUUGUAGCAAGAUGAAAUAGCGUGAUAGAAGAAUUAUUAUUAUUACUUUCCUGAGUCAGCUAAAGUUUACUAAGUUGCCUCAAGUAGAACAAAAUUGUUAUUAUUAAGAGAAGGAUAGACGGUUAUCCACAGACAAGUAGACCACGACUUCAACAAGUACUAGCCACAUUCUCAAUAUUAGAUGACUGACGACAUCAAGAAAAACUUUCAGCAGCAUUUGAAUUUAUUUCCAUUUUCAACAGAAUUCAGCGACAUUUUGACACAAGUACAGAUAUUGGAAGAUACGAUACAUAAACAUACAAAACUUCAACACCAUACAACAUUGUCCUUCAACAUUCAUCUACUGAAAGAAAAAAUGCAACUUCAAUAAAUGUUUGCCUUACAUCAUUCAACAAAAACAAAGAUCUUAUCUUACAACAUCCUAUUCAUUGCCAUUUUCCGCCUAAGCCUAUGUACACCAUUAGCCUAAACAAUGUAGACCACAAUCUAAUCCACAACGACACUUAUUUUCUUGCCUCAUACUUACCUAAUUGGAUCAUGUAACAUCACCAGGGGACAAAUGAAAUCAUGCUGAUGCGACACAAAUAAUAAUAAACGACGCGUUGAUGAGACACAAAUGAAAACCAUAUAACCACGAACUACAUACUACGAUUAGUAAAAGUAACAACUACACUUCUGUAAAAAUAGAAAAAGAAAUUGAAAUUAAGUAUACAAUAGUAAACUACUACUUCCAGGCAACAUCAAUGUUGCCGAAAAGAGAUGGCAAAUUGUUGAGAACAAACUACCGGGUGUGCAAGUGCAAACUACACAGGAGAAAUAAAAGUAAUCAAGAAUGGCAAAAGAGUGAAUGUGCAAAGAACACUCUUUGUGCUUCUAGGUGGAACAAGAAUAUUGUUCUUACAGAUUCAGAUACGAU